Molecule: messenger RNA, 2115 nt
Organism: Cylindrotheca closterium
Lineage: Eukaryota; Bacillariophyta; Bacillariophyceae; Bacillariales; Bacillariaceae
Source: the annotation of a GenBank genome assembly
AUGAAGAUCCCCCGGCGAGGUAGCGGAUCUUCCUUCACCUUCUCCUUCAAGGCAGGGGCGUCUCCCGCUACCAAAGCCGUCAAACUAGCCUUGGCCAUUACGGAACCGGAAUGGCGAGAACAAGGCAUUAGCAAGAAUCCCAAAAAUAUUGCACCCACCAAGGAUUUGGAUACUUUGGUGGAUCGAUUGACGGCCUUGAUGCUCAUUCGGAUGGUGGGCUGGAUUCAGCCGGAAGGCACCUAUACGGACCUUUCCACGACGACGAUUGCCAAGGAAAUCAUUGCCAAAAAGGGCAUGUGGCCGGCAUCCGUCACACAGCAAGUCAUGGAUCAAGUGAAAUUGUAUGUUGGACGAAUGCUGGAAAAUUAUCAGAAAGUCCCCUAUCACAAUUUGGAACAUUGUUACCACGUUUCCAUAUCCGUCAAUAAAGUCAUGGAUAUGAUAUUGGAGCCCCUCAGCAAGUACGAUCCCGAGAGCCUUGAUAAUCCUCCUCCCGAUACCUAUGGAUUCAAAGACGAUCCCCUCAUGCAAAUGGCCAUGAUGUUUGCCGCACUCGUUCACGAUGUUCAUCAUCAGGGAAUUCCCAACCGACAAUUGGCCAAUGAAGAUGAUCAACUGGCCGUACUCUACAAUGACACGGCCAUUGCCGAACAGAACUCGCUAUACUUUGCCUUUUCCGAACUAUUGAAGCCACGCUACAAGGAAUUUCGGGAAGCCGUCUUUCCCCACGAUCAAGAUUACCGACGAUUUCGCAAGGCGGUCGUCAAUUUGGUCUUGUGCACGGACAUUGCCGAUCCCGAACGAUCCCAACUCAUCAAAUCGAAAUGGAAGGAAGCCUUUGGGGAUCCCUACGAAACCAUUGAACGCAAGGUCCGACGUGCUCGAAAAUCUUCCAUCGGUAGCAGCAUGGCCAGUGCAAGACCCGCGCCCACACGGACCAGUCGGAGAAUGAGUACUCAGUCCAUCAUGUCCGAUCUAUCCUUUGAUUCGCAUCCCAAAAUACCCGGAAUGAUGGAUAACCAAGUGCUCAAAGAUGAUAGUAGUGUGUCGCUUUCGCCAGAUGAAGAGUCUUCGACGGAGGAAAACCCAAAAGAUUCGGACGAAGAAGACGACGAGGAGGAGGAAGAAAUUGAGCUAAAUGAUGCGGACCAACCCGGUCCACCACCAGCACCACCAGUGGCAGCACCAGCAGAUGGCGAGACCCUAGCCAAACGACCAAGAUCAGCUUCUGCUACUUCUCAUUCCGAGGCAUCAUCCACCAGCGGACCAGUGAGAAUCCCAUCCAAAGCCUCUCAGUUUAAAGUCUACCAUAAUCCGCUCAGUGCCAAAGGCAUUCCACUGUCACCCAAACAAACUAGGACGCGCAAUCGAGUCCCUCGCAUCAACAAAGAUUUAGGCGGGGCCUUGAUGGCACCUCUAAAAGGUGUUGGUAAUGCUAUGCGACAACGUCGAUCCAAUGAUUCUCAAUCAGGAAGCGUCGUGGAAGAACGAAGGAUGGCGGACAUGGCCGAUCGAUAUCGUCGACGAUUGUCCGAAGACGGUGGAGACGAGUCGAAACGAAAAUAUACACGAUUGGGAUUGCUGCGUACCGUGGAUCUGACGGGAGAGCAAAUUGACCACUACAAACCAUCCCGACGUGCUUCGGCCGUGGGUGGUUUGCCACCACCUCAAAAUGGACAAAAGUCGGCGGCGGCACCGACAAAGUCACAUGAAGAACUCAACGAGUUGCGAGAAAUGGUCGUCAUGGAAACGAUAUUGCUGGCUUGUGAUGUCGCGCACAACCUCCAGGGGUGGGAACAAAUGGCCAAGUGGUCCAACAAAUUGUACCUAGAGUUGCGCAAGGCCCAUGCCAUGGGGCGAGGGGCAGAUCCAACCGAUGGGUGGUACAACAACCAAAUUGGAUUUUUGGAGGCUUAUCUUUUGCCACUGGCUCGGCGAUUGGACGAUACGGGCGUGUUUGGAACGGAACGAGGGGGGAUCUUUGCCAAUAUAGUCAUGGCCAAUCGGGAACGAUGGGGAGUGGAAGGCGUGUCAUUGACGGCCAAUGUGAUUCGAAAAGGAAGUGAACAAUUCCCAGAAGAUGAAUCUGAAUGGGGGGAUGAUUGGAGUUGUUAG